Molecule: messenger RNA, 1791 nt
Organism: Mugil cephalus (flathead mullet)
Lineage: Eukaryota; Metazoa; Chordata; Actinopteri; Mugiliformes; Mugilidae
Gene: fkbp1ab
Product: FKBP prolyl isomerase 1Ab
Exons: 5
Coding region: 156-482 (108 amino acids)
Molecular function (GO): peptidyl-prolyl cis-trans isomerase activity
Source: RefSeq, a predicted model, not a curated record
UGGGAACAUCCGCCAGAGGAGCGAGCAGACAGACGGGAGUGUUGCCGGGUGCAGGGACGCAGCAGCAGCAGCAGCAGCAGCAGCUCCAGAACUCACCGCUGGAAUAAUAAUUACAAUUAUUACUAUUAGAAUAAUCAAAACAGAAAAAUACAACCAUGGGUGUGGAAAUCGAGACUAUCACCCCCGGUGACGGAAGGACUUUCCCCAAAAAAGGACAGACGUGCGUGGUGCAUUAUGUCGGCUCCCUGACAGACGGACGGAAGUUCGACUCGUCUCGCGACAGGGAGAAGCCUUUUCGCUUCAAGAUCGGCAAACAGGAAGUGAUCCGAGGCUGGGAGGAAGGCGUGGUGCAGAUGAGCGUCGGACAGAGGGCCAAGCUGACCUGCUCGCCCGAUUUCGCCUACGGAAACAAAGGCCACCCGGGCAUCAUCCCUCCCAACGCCACCCUCAUCUUUGACGUCGAACUGCUGGGUCUGGAAUGAAACGAAACAAAUCCACGGCCUGUUCUUUUUUUGUGUUGCGUGACUUCCUACCUGGGUGACCUGGAGAGAAGCUAGGAGAGUCUGCCCCUUGAAUAAGAGGCUCAAGUCAACUGUUCCACUACUUAUUUCAUCAAACUACAACAGUUUCUGUUAUUUUGUCUCUGUGACUUAAUUAUAAGUAUUAUUAUAAGUUAAUUAUAUAUACUUUUUUUUCCAUCCUAUUCUUGCUCCAAGAAACUGCGGGCCAUUACCUUACAAACCUCCACAUUCUUAAUCUUGAAUGGUUUAGAACUGCUUUUCUUUGUGUGUUUUUAUUUUUAUGUUUUGACGUGUAGGUUGUGCAUGGUGACGCUGGGAAGUACAAAAAACGCUGAUGAACCACUAGCAGCUUGUCACAUUACCAAAAAAAAAAAAAAAGUGUACAAAAGGAAAUAAAAAGCACACACUUGUAUCCUAUCCAGCUCAGAUUUGGGUGAAAUGAAAGUUCGAGGCUCGGCGUGAGUCACGCGAGGCCUGAAUGGUGCAACACAGGAACUGAGCUGCAUAUAUCUCUGAGUAGAACCUCUGUUUUCUUUCUCACCGAAGACGCUAAGCGAAGGAGGCGCAAAGGAGAACCAAUCACAGCUGGCGGAUGAUGUGUGCCUCGAUGAUCUCACAGAUAUGUGGUUGCUACCUUGCCCUGUCUGCAUGUACCAGACCCGACAGAAAAACCUUAGCGCGCGUACGUCGAAAAGCUUUGCAUACGAUAUGUUAUUAUAUUUAUUACUAUUAUUAUUAGAUUUGUCUUCUACAUCUUCGCCGACUCUUUAAACCCCAUUUAAAGCCAUAAACGGGUCAAACGGUGCAAAGAAAUUUUUGAAAUUUACAAAAAAAGAAAAAGGGGGGUGGGCAGUGGAAGCAAUCAAAUUGUGACCCACCCUGACAUUAUUUUUUGAAAUGACUUCAAUCAUGUAUUUUACAGAUGCCAACUUUUUAUCUCUGGGAAUCAAUUGUUUUUUUCUUCUUUUCUUUUUUUGCCACUGUCAGUAAACUACCACACUGCCUAACGGAAGUCUGUCUCGCACACAGGCGUCCUUGUGGUUUUCUUUGUAUCUCAGAUGAAUAGUUUUAAAUGGAGUUUAAUGGAGGAGCUCGCUGGCUUGGCUGUCUGAUAUUGACCGUGGCUGUCGGUGUUUUUACAUAUUGGCCGAGCUGUGACUGGUGCGGGCGGCAGCAGUCCACCUCUGUGCUGUGUAGUCAUGUGCUGAUACGUUACUGUACGCAGGCUAAACGAAUGAAGACAUAUUUAAAAUAAAAGAAGUGCUCUCCA